Messenger RNA from Selaginella moellendorffii, 1846 nucleotides. RefSeq names its product protein MOS2. Gene Ontology annotation, cellular component: spliceosomal complex. The coding region runs from base 53 to 1492 and encodes 479 amino acids. Gene Ontology annotation, biological process: mRNA splicing, via spliceosome. The record is from RefSeq and is a predicted model, not a curated record. The transcript has 2 exons. Lineage: Eukaryota; Viridiplantae; Streptophyta; Lycopodiopsida; Selaginellales; Selaginellaceae. Gene Ontology annotation, molecular function: nucleic acid binding.
UGCUAGAGUUCAUACAAAGGGUUCAGAUUUUAGGGCUAGCUAGGGUUUGUAGAUGGGCAUGGAAGUAGCGGAGAGUGGAUUCGCAGCUGCCUCGCACGAAUCCUCGGCGACGGCAAAUGGCACGGCGACGACGGCGAAUGGAACUGUAAGAUUCUCAAUCUCCAGUCGCAAGCGGCAGCGAGUGAUCGGCACCGGCAACUCGUCCGAUCGCGAGCACGAGGCCGUGGAAUUCGUGCGGUCGGUGGACGAGAUUGGGAUCCAGGUAGUCGGCGAGCCGAGCUCCAGCGGCGCGGCCAUGGUGAUCCCGCGCCUGGAGAACUCGUGGAAGCCGGAGAAACGGAUGAAGAAUCUCAUGAGCGCGCCGGAGGACAGCGUCCAGGAAUUCGUGGGGGAAGUUCUUCCCGCCGGCCCCGUUGAGGGCGUCCAGUAUGGAUUGUCGGUAAGAUCGUCCAAAGCAGGAGGAGGAGGGAGCGUCAAGAUGGAUAUUAUGGAAGCUCGCGAGCUCCGCGCGAAGCUGGACAAGGAAGCGCUGGUGGAUCACCUGGAAUUCCUCCCCGAGUCGGCGUCUCUGGCGGCCUACGAUGCGAUGCCGGUGGAGAAAUUUGGGCAGGCGCUGCUGCUGGGGAUGGGCUGGAGAGAUGGGCGAGGGAUUGGGCGGAGAGCCACCGAGGACGUCAAGGCCACCGAGUUUGUGAGGAGGCCCGAGCGGCUGGGACUCGGGGCAGUGCCAGCUCCAAAGGAGGAGAAGAAGAAGAAGGUCAUCAAGCCGGGCGAGAGCCGGGAGGCCAAGCCAGAUCUAGUAGCUCCGGUUGGGCCGGAUGGGAAGGUUCGUCACAGGGUUGAGAUUGGCGAGAAGCUCGUCGAGAGGGCCAAGAGGGGAGUUUACGGUGGCAAAGUCAUGACCAUCGUCUCGGGGAGGCACGCUGGGCUGAGGGGCGAGGUUCUGGGUCGCAAGGACAAGGUGGCGAAUCCGGGAGAGGUGGUGGGGGUGAAGCUGGCUGGUAGCGGCGAGACGGUGGAGGUGGAUGCCAAGAACUUGGCGGACGUUGGCUCCGUCGAGGAGGAGAACGCGAUGAAGAGGCUCAAGGAGCUGAGGAUCCAGAGGGGCGAUGGUGGUGGUGACGACGAGAGAGCGAGGCCCUGGCUGAGGAGCCAAAUACGAGUGAGGGUCGUUAGCAAGCGGUUUCAAGGCGGGAGGCUCUACCUCAAGAAGGGGCGCGUGAUCGACGUGGUGGCUCCGACGGUGUGCCAUAUUGUCUUGGACGAGAGCGGUGAUCUUGUGGAGGAGGUGAAGCAGGAGUACUUGGAGACCGCGAUUCCAAAGCCGGGCGGGCGUGUGAUCGUCGUUGGAGGGAAGCUGAGGGGAUCCAUUGGGAAGCUGCUGGAGCGGGACAGUAAGAAACAGGUUGCGGUGGUCCAGAUGGAGGAGAGCUUUGAGAUGGCCACUCUCGACUUGGACCACCUUGCGGAGUUUACUGGCGAUGGCGCUUGAUCUCUACUGAGAACUGAUGUUUCGCUCUUGGACUAGAAACCGUCAUUUCUUUGGCCACUGGGGGCACACUAUCUGCGCAAAAUCGAGCCGGUUUGAUUGCCAGUGGUGAGCUAAAGAUUUAUCAUACCUCUAAGGUUGUGAAAGCUAAUCGCAUCCGAUCGGCCACUAGCGAUGCUUCCUCGGCUCGUCCUAACACCGCCAUUUGUUCCAGCUGCAGUGUUUUCACUGGUAGCCUAGAGAAGAGAAUAGAAGAGAAGAGAUGAGAGAUUGAAGUUAUGGAGUUUAUUUACCAGGCCAUUCCCCGGUUGUAGUACGCGUUGGCGAUAAUGGAACAAAAUCCUUUCCAUUCUAAAA